UAGCCCCAUCCUUUCAUCAAACCUUCAACUCUCUCUCUCAUGGAUGCCUAUGACGACAAGCUCAACAGAGAACUCUACAAAGCUCUAAUGAAAGGAGAUGAGAAAGAGGUGAUCCAACUUUGCUUAAGUAUCCCAGAAGGCCCAGUGCACAUAAUGACCAUACACAUGGACACAGUCCUCCACAUGGCUACUUACUCCAAGCAAGCUGAUCUAGUACUGAAAUUACUUGAAAAUUUGCCGGAGACUCAUCUCGACAAGCUCACCCUUCAAAAUGACGCUGGAAACACUAUACUCCAUGAAGCAGCCACUUCCAACAGCACAACUAAUGCCGCUAGGGAAAUGCUUAACAAGGCACCAGAACUGCUGAGUUUGAGCAAUUUCCUCGGAGAGACCCCUAUCUUUAGAGCAGCACGCUAUGGGAAAACUAGGGUUUUUAAGUUUCUGGCAACAGAAGUUGAUAAGGUCUGCGCAAGAAUGACUGAAGAACAUCGGAUUGAUGCCUUUUUUCGGAGGACGGAUGGAACCACCAUUCUUCAUAUUUCCAUUCUUGCUGAGCAUUUUGACUUGGCUGGGUUAAUUGCAACGUGGUACCCAUAUUUAAUUAAUCUACCGGAUGACGAUGGUAUGACCGCUCUUCAACUUCUGUCUUGCAAUCCAUCAGCAUUUCAAAGUGGAUGUCAACAAGGAUUUCUGAAGCGGCUCAUCUUCUCUUUGGUCUCAAGAAAAGGAGAUCAGACCGAAGGAGGAGAUAAUCAAGGGUUACACGUUUGCAAACCAGUUUCAUUUAUAUCUGAUUUAGCUAAAUCAUGUUGGAGAUCGCCCAUAUUGGAAGCAGUUAGGAAAGAGAAGGCUAGAUACGAAUCAGCUGCCAAACUUGCUUAGUUGUUGAUUCCAAAUGACACUUCAUGGAAGCUCACUAAUCCACGAGAGGACCGCAGUAAGCCUAGAACUCACAGAUAUGGUCCCAGAACUUCCUUAAACGAGAAAGGAUUGGGACGAGAUGGAUUGCAAUCCCUGUCCGUAGGUAAUGAAGAGAAAGAAACCCCCCAAGGACAGUCCCAGGAAAGUAAGAAAUCAUCUUUUACUGAAAGAGAAGGAGGAGGAGGAGAAGAGGAAGAUUACACAACUCCCAUCAUAAAGACCGGGGAAACUCCUUUGUUUUUGGCCACAAUGUCAGGCAUUCGAGAGAUUGUCGAACAAAUACUAGAUGUGCACCCACAGGCUAUUGAGCAUAUUAAUAACAGAGGGAAGAACAUUUUGCAUGUUGCCGUCAAGUACCGCCAAAUAGAGAUCUUCAAUCUGGUGGUGAAUAAUGAAAUGCUAGCGAGGAGGCUAGUAAGAAAGACUGACGAAUGGGGGAACUCCAUACUUCAUAUGGUUGGGAAAAAAAGAUCAGGUUACAUAGCUGAGAAGAUACAAAGCCCUGCUCUCCAAUUGCAAAAGGAGUUGCUCUUGUUUGAGCGAGUGAAGGAAGUCUCCAAAACCUAUUUCAUCAAACACCUCAACGAAAAUAAGCAGACUCCAGAGGAACUAUUCGCUAAAACCUAUUCCGAUCUUCAUAACAGUGCCACAGAUUGGCUAAAGCGCACUUCUGAAAACUGCACCAUUGUUGCCGUUCUCAUCGCCACCGUAGCAUUUGCUGCAGCCUACACCAUACCAGGAGGACCAAAUCAAAGCACGGGUUUACCUCUCCUCCUCUCCCAACCUUUCUUUGUGAUUUUCACCUUGACCGACGUCAUUUCCCUUACUUUUGCUUUGACCUCAGUGGUCACAUUCCUCUCAAUCCUCACCUCCUCAUUUCGAUUACAAGACUUCAAGAACUCUCUUCCUCAAAAGCUCAUGCUGGGUUUCACAUUCUUAAUCCUCUCAGUCUCAAUGAUGAUGGUGGCAUUUGCUGCAACAAUAGUCCUCAUGAUACGUAAUAAGGAAAGGUGGACAAAAAUUGUGCUAUACUCAGUUGCAUUCCUGCCAGUUACCCUCUUUGCUAUCUCAUAUUCACCUCUAUACCUAUCCCUCUUGGAAGCCUGCAAAUACCCCCUCAAGCUCAUACUGAAGGCUUGUCCUAGGUGUAAUUGUUUUCCUCUUCAACCUUGGAUAAACAAUAAGUCGUUCGAGGAUGAUAGUAUCCGAGGGGACAGCUCCUCCAUUAAACCCCAUAAAUCUCAUCCCAACCGUACUCCGGUUUGAAAGAAGAAAUGAUCGUCUCAUUUGGUUGUAUUUUCAUUACUCCUUGUCCAUGUUUUACACAAAUAUUCUUCAGUUUGCCUGUAACAAGAACAAAAAACUGCAUGUAUUGAAUUUAAUUAGCUUGUUUAAAGUGAACUAAUGAUCUGUAUUGCCUUUCUACA
Messenger RNA from Vitis riparia (riverbank grape), 2348 nucleotides. Its product is annotated as ankyrin repeat-containing protein ITN1-like. NCBI's taxonomy places the organism in Eukaryota, Viridiplantae, Streptophyta, Magnoliopsida, Vitales, Vitaceae. The record is from RefSeq and is a predicted model, not a curated record. The coding region runs from base 1171 to 2187 and encodes 338 amino acids. The transcript is spliced from 5 exons.